AUGACAAAGUUGCUCAUCAUCGUUACUGUGUUUCCAUACAACAGGAGACUGCUGACCACCUGCCCUAUCCCUCUGAUAGGACUGCCCAGAACUCCUCGGCUUGCCCAGAACUCCUUGGCUUCAGUCCUCCCCAGCUCCAUCCCAGACCCAGACAUCUGCUACAGCCAGCUCUUCAUUAACAAUGAGUGGCACAAUGCAGUCAGCAAGAAGACCUUUCCCAUGGUCAACCCUACCACAGGAGAGGUCACUGGACAUGUGGCUGAAGGGGGCCAGGCUGAUGUGGAGCUGGCUGUGAAGCAGCUCAGAGGCCUUCCAUCUGGGUCACCGUGGCACCAUGUGAAUUCCUCCAAGCGAGGCUGGCUCUUGAACAGGCUGGCUGACCCGGUCUCACUGGAGGCUUUGGACAACAGGAAGCCCUUCCAAGAGUCUUAUACCUUGGAUCUGAAUGAGGUUAUCAAGGUGUACUGCUACUUCAGGUGUACUGGCUGGGCUGACAAGUGGCAUGGCAAGACUAUUCUCAUGGAUGGUGAGCAUUUCUGCUUCACCCACCAUGAGCCUAUGGGUGUCUGCGGCCAGAUAAUCGCAUGGAACUUCCCCUUGGUCAUGCAGGGCUGAAAGCUUGCCAUAGGCAACACUAUGUUAGGAAGCUCUGAGCAGAACACCAUUUCUGCCUUAUACUUGGCCUUCCUUGUCAAAGAGACUGGCUUUCCCCCUGGGGUGGGGAACAUCAUCACAGGCUAUGGUCCCACCACGGGAAGAGCUAUUGCCUGGCACAUGGAUGUUGAUGAAGUUGCCUUCACCAGCUCCACUGAGGAGAGCCACCUGACCCAGAAAGUGGCAGGUGAUUCCAACCUCAAGAGAGUCACCCUGGCUGGUGGGUAGAGCCCCAGCAUUGUGCUGGCCUAUGCAGACAUGGAUCACGCUGUGGACCAGUGUCAUGAAGCCCUCUUCUUCAACAUGGGCCAGUGCUGCUGUGCUGGUUCCUGGAAGUUUGUUGAAGUUUAUGAUGAGUUUCUCGAGAGAGCUGUGGAGAAAGCCAAGCAGAGGAAAGUUGAAUUUGAGCUGGAUACCCAACAAAGUCCCCAGGUGGACAAGGAGCAGUUUGAAAGAAUCCUGGGCUAUAUCCAUCCUGGCCAGAAGGAAGGGGCAAAGCUUCUUUGUAGAGGGGAGCAUUUUGGGAAGCAUGGUUGCUUCAUCAAGCUGACAGUUUUUGGUGGUGAGCAGGAUGAUGUGAGGAUUGUUAAGGAGGAGAUCAUCAGGCCCGUUCAGCUUCUGUUCAAGUUCAAGAAGAUUGAAGAAGUGAUUGAGAGGGCCAACAACACCAGGUAUGGGCUGGCUGCUGCUGUGUUCAUGCAGGAUCUGGACAAGGCCAUGUACUUCACCCAGGCACUCCAAGCGGGAACUGUGUGGGUGAACACCUAUAACACUGUGACCUGCCACACGCCAUGGGGCUUUAAGGAAUCUGGCAGUGGGAAGGAGUUAGAGACGAUGGGCUUUGCCUACACUGAGGUGAAGAUAGUCACCAUCAAGGUUCCUCAGAAAAACUUGUGA
Messenger RNA from Fukomys damarensis (Damara mole-rat), 1551 nucleotides. It is a transcript of the gene Aldh1b1, whose product is annotated as aldehyde dehydrogenase 1 family member B1. Gene Ontology annotation, molecular function: aldehyde dehydrogenase (NAD+) activity. The record is from RefSeq and is a predicted model, not a curated record. NCBI's taxonomy places the organism in Eukaryota, Metazoa, Chordata, Mammalia, Rodentia, Bathyergidae.